This is a messenger RNA of Eruca vesicaria subsp. sativa (arugula), 315 nucleotides long. NCBI's taxonomy places the organism in Eukaryota, Viridiplantae, Streptophyta, Magnoliopsida, Brassicales, Brassicaceae. The record is from the annotation of a GenBank genome assembly.
AUGCUAUCAAUCUUGAAGAGAGAGUUUCCUGAUGGAAACUUUCAGAGCUUGUUUGAAGGAACCUCCUCGCGUGUUGUGCCUCCUUCCUCUGCCACUAUAGCUGCUGACCCUUUGCUGUCUUCCUUCAUUACGCCCAUGGCUGAUGAACUUUUCAUUCCAGAGUCAACUUCAGCCAAGAAGGCAUCGAUUCAUAGUUUGCCUGAACGGAAUGUUCAAAAGAAAUCACUUUCAGCAGAGGAUCACAGAGAAAAGUUGAAACAGAGCGAGUUUGUUCAAGGGAUCUUCUGCUCUGUGAUUCUUAAUGAUGGUUUAUAA